AUGGCAUUGCUACAGCAGUUCUUGGACCCUCAGUGGAAGGUCUUCACACUAGAAAGUCUCCCCAGCGUCCCGCGGCACGUGUGGGCCCGUGAGCGGCGGCGCGGCGCGGGCGCGGCGCUGGGGGGCCCUAGCACGGUGUACGCGCAGGUGGUGGCGGCGGGCGGCCGCGACGCGGGCGCCUCCGUGUUCGUCUUCUCCGAGUUCAACCGGUACCUCUUCAACUGCGGCGAGGGCGCGCAGCGGGCCAUGCAGGAGCACAGGCUGAAGAUCUCGCACCUGGACUGCGUCUUCCUCAGCAGGCUGGCGUGGGCCAACGUCGGCGGGCUGCCGGGUAUGAUUCUCACAUUAAAGGCUAUGGGGCUUCAAAGAUGUGUUUUCCUAGGGCCACCAAAGCUGCAAAACUACUUGAAAGCAAUUCGGCUCUUUCCUGGACCCCUAAAAAGAAUGGAUUUAGCUGUGCAGUUGCACACAGAGCUGGAAUAUAAGGAUGAGACGAUGACAGUCCACCAAAUACCUCUUAUAGGAAAACCACUAGAUGCUGAAAAUACGUUUCCUCAGAGUCCAGGAUUAUCAGCGCAAGGUGAAAAUAGCCCAAAAGGUGACGCAGAGCCUGGAUCUCCAAAAGCUGCACAUCCAAGCUUGGAUGAGGGCAAAGGAAAAGAAAGCCCGAAGAAAACAGGUGAUGAACAGAAACGUGCCAGCAGGCAUCCUGAUCUGGUGAUGGCUUUCCUUUGUAAAAUUCACCCAAGGAAGGGAAAAUUUCUAGCAGUUAAAGCACAGGAGAUGGGGCUGCCAGUGGGAACUCCAGCCAUUCUGCCCAUAAUUACAGCUCUUAAAAAUGGGGAGAGCAUCACUUUCGACGGCAGGGAGCUCUCGCCUGAAGAACUGUGCACCCCUGCUGAUCCUGGCCCAGUGUUCAUUGUACUGGAAUGUCCUCACGAAGGCUUUGUGGAUGCUGUCUGUGAAAAUGAGACCUUCCGAAGGUACCAGGAAGGGCUUCCUGAGAACCAGGUGGCCAUGGUUAUUCACAUGACUCCAGAAUCAGUGCUUCGGGACAGCCGCUACCAGCAAUGGCUGCAAAGAUUUGGACCUGGAACUCAGCACUUGGUGCUCAAUGAGAAGUGCUCUGCAGUGCACAACCCACGUAGCUACAAGAUCCAAACCCAGCUGAACCUCAUCCACCCAGAGAUCUUCCCGCUGCUCACCACCUACCAGAGCAAGGAAGAAGAGGCUGUAUGUAGUGUGCCCAUUGUGCGAGGAGAGUGCCUUUUGAAAUACCAGUUCAGACCUCAACAGGAGUGGCAGAGGGAUGCUGUCACUGUCUGUGAUCAUGAUGCAUUUGUUGCUGAAGCCCUGGAUCUCCCUGACUUCCAGGCUCGUGUGAAGGAAUGCAAAGAGAACCUGCCUGCAGUACCAGAAAAAAUGGAUGCUUAUCCCGAAAUUGUAUUCUUGGGAACAGGAUCAGCAAUUCCGAUGAAAAUACGAAAUGUCAGUUCCACGCUGGUAAAUAUUAGCUCUACCCAAUCCCUGCUCUUGGACUGUGGGGAAGGAACGUUUGGACAGCUCUGUCGCCACUAUGGAGAGCAAGUUGACCAAAUGCUGUGUAACAUAGCAGCUGUGUUUGUGUCUCACAUGCAUACCGAUCAUCAUUCGGGCUUGAUGAACAUCCUGAUGGAGAGGCGGAGAGCUUUUGCUUCCCUUGGUCAGGCUUUUAGCCCCCUGUUUCUGGUAGCACCUGAACAGAUCAUGCCUUGGCUAUAUGAGUACCACAACCACUGUGAAGAAAUUCUCAGAGACAUCAAAAUGGUUACUUCCCAGUCUCUUGUGAAAGGCUGUGAGAACAUCAAACCUAAAAUGAAAGGGUUUGUCAGUUCUUUGUUAGAGAUCUAUGACUUGGCUGAGUUUCAGACUUGUGAAGUUCAGCACUGUAAAAAUGCUUUUGCAUGUUCAAUGAUCCACAAAUCUGGCUGGAAAGUAGUCUAUUCUGGUGACACAAUGCCCUGCAUGGCCUUAGUAAAAAUGGGGAAAAAUGCUACUCUGCUGAUCCAUGAAGCAACACUGGAAGAUGGCAUGGAAAAAGAAGCUAUAGAGAAAACACACAGCACAACCUCCCAGGCAAUUCAGAUUGGGAUGAAGAUGAAUGCAGAGUUCAUCAUGCUCAAUCACUUCAGCCAGAGGUAUGCCAAGAUCCCACUGUUCAGUGAAGACUUUAGUGAGAAGGUUGGAAUUGCAUUUGAUCAUAUGAGGGUACGUUUUGGUGACUUUCCGACUAUCCCAAAGCUGAUCCCACCUCUGAAGGCUUUGUUUGCAGAUGACAUAGUAGAAAUGGAGGAGCGGAAGGAAAAACGGGAGCAGCGCCUUCUGAAGGAGGCUGCAAUAGUCUUGGACAAACUGGCUGGUGGUGAGAACGAGGAAACACCGUGCCAGAAACGGAAACAAGCCAAGAGCCCUCAGGAAGUAUCAAGCAAGAAGCUUAAAACAGUAAACUGAAAGAAAAGAGGUUGAGAAUUCUCUGCUCUGUAAGGGACACCCUGUCCUCUGCAGGCCUCUGAAGUUUGCGGUGCCGGGGGCUGCCUGCAGGUACAACGGGAAAAGGGUCCGGCCUCAGCGUCUGGGUGUGCUCGGUCGUCAGUGGAUCUCUGUGGGCUGAAGCUACCAAGCAUGCUGUAAGCAGCUGGGAGUCCUUGUGGCAACAGUAUAUGUCCACGUGGCUCCUGUUCCUGGGUCUCAGCUGUCCACAGCAUUUUUCUUUCAGCCAAGAGUUCUCUUCAAACUAUUUUAUUUUUUGGUUUUAUACUAGAAGCUAUAUAGGUAAUGAAGCAGCAGCAGUUACAAUCUUGGGAGUUGCAAGAGGUCAGGUCUGAGAAGCCCUCAAAGGGCUGUGGGUUCUCCAGAAUAAGGUGGGCAGGUCUCUGGGUAUAUGAGUCAUGUAACUACAUAUCAUGACCUAGUCUGUAUGAGGAAAUUUCACAGUAAAAUAAAUGGGACCCGAUUAAUUGCUUUUAGAGAUGUAGGUUGAUUUAAGGAUCUGAAUGCUGCUGAGUUCCCAUUUUAGUUUGUUUUUCUUGGUUGAUUCCCCCACCCCCCUCAUCAGGACGCUUUUCUAAAACCUUUAUUUACAGUCUGAAUAAACCAUUCAACAUCAUA
Molecule: messenger RNA, 3147 nt
Organism: Oxyura jamaicensis (ruddy duck)
Lineage: Eukaryota; Metazoa; Chordata; Aves; Anseriformes; Anatidae
Gene: ELAC2
Product: elaC ribonuclease Z 2
Exons: 25
Coding region: 1-2490 (829 amino acids)
Biological process (GO): mitochondrial tRNA 3'-end processing
Cellular component (GO): mitochondrion
Molecular function (GO): 3'-tRNA processing endoribonuclease activity
Source: RefSeq, a predicted model, not a curated record